Messenger RNA from Pyrus x bretschneideri (Chinese white pear), 886 nucleotides. Its product is annotated as protein PLANT CADMIUM RESISTANCE 2-like. Bases 223 to 684 code for a protein of 153 amino acids. Lineage: Eukaryota; Viridiplantae; Streptophyta; Magnoliopsida; Rosales; Rosaceae. The record is from RefSeq and is a predicted model, not a curated record. The transcript is spliced from 4 exons.
AUAAAGGAAUAUGUUCGAUUUUGGCGGCAUGGCCAAGUUAUAAGACGGGGGAUUGCAAUUCUUUUUUCCCAGUUCACCUCCGUGUGCCGCGUAACCAAUAAAAAAUAGAAUACGUUCUUAAGUUUUACAAUAUCAAUCAAGUCAACAUUAUAAAAACCUGAAGAAAUUCAGGUGGAUCCACUCACACUGGCUGAACCUUAUUUUACUACUUCUCACGAGGACAUGAGCUCCCAAAGCGGCCACAGUCGCCAUCGCGACCUCGUUCCUUGGUCCACCGGGCUCUUCGACUGCUUCUCCGAUCCAAAAAACUGUUGCGUAACACUUUGGUGUCCAUGCAUCACUUUUGGCCAAAUUGCAGAGACCGUCGAUAAGGGUUCUAUACCUUGUUGCGCAAGUGGAGCGCUGUACAUACUGAUUGCUUGUGUGACGGCUUUUCCGUGUAUCUAUUCAUGCUUCUACCGCUCCAAAAUGAGACAGCAAUACACCCUGGAUGGGAGCCCUUGUGGUGACUGCUUGGUUCAUUGCUUCUGUGAGGGCUGCGCCUUGUGCCAAGAGUACCGCGAGCUCAAGUUUCGCGGUUUCAACAUGAAACCUGGAUGGCAUGGAAACAUCAAGGAAAGGAACCGUGAAGUUGGAAUGAGUCCGGUGGUGGAGGAAGGCAUGAGUCGACACUAUAACUCAUAGUAGAGUUUUGGUUCAUGUUAAUAUAAAUAGUAGAGUUUUCGAGCAUCGCAGUAUAUUUUUGGAACAUAGUAGAGUUUUCGACACUAUAACUCAUAUACUGUAUUUACUAUAACUCAUGUACAAUGUAUGAAAUAUUGAAUAACUGUUGUAAUAUGAGCAUCAUGUAUAAUGAUACAAAUAAAUAAUAUGGUUUUAUCACAAA